Molecule: messenger RNA, 1683 nt
Organism: Aureobasidium subglaciale EXF-2481
Lineage: Eukaryota; Fungi; Ascomycota; Dothideomycetes; Dothideales; Saccotheciaceae
Exons: 3
Coding region: 1-1683 (560 amino acids)
Biological process (GO): amino acid transmembrane transport
Cellular component (GO): membrane
Molecular function (GO): amino acid transmembrane transporter activity
Source: RefSeq, a predicted model, not a curated record
AUGUCCGACAAACUGUCACGCGAGCAGUCUCGUGUGAAAUCGCCAUUUGAGGUCGAUCACGAGAAGGGCGAUGGCAUCUAUCAAACAUCAUCAGGCCCUGUACGAGGCGACGUUGGCGAUGUCUUCGACGAGUCCUACGGAACAACGCAACGAGGGCUUAAAUCACGACAUGCUCAAAUGAUCGCUCUCGGUGGCACGAUUGGUACUGGACUGUUCGUCGGAUCUGGUCAAACACUUGCUAGGGGAGGUCCGGCAUUCAUCUUGGGGUCAUUCAUCUUUAUGGCAGCGUUGAUUUGGAUGAUUGUUACUGCCAUCACCGAAAUGUCCGCCUACCUGCCUACCCGUGGCUCUAGCAUGACCAUGUUCGCGGAUCGUUUUGUCUCGUCUAGCUUCGGUUUCGCUUUGGGCUGGCUAUACUGGUACUCCCUCGGCAUCUUGGUACCAUACGAAAUCACGGCAGCUGGACUGGUUAUCGAGUACUGGGGAUCCACCAUCAGCAUUGCUGUCUGGAUCUCAAUCAUGCUUGUCCUGAUCGUGGCUUUGAAUCUUCUCCCUGUCAAGUUCUACGGCGAAGUCGAAUUUUGGUUUGCUGGAACAAAAGUCAUCAUGAUGGUUGGACUUCUGCUUGUUUCCCUUGUCCUCUUCUGGGGUGGAGGCCCGUCUCAUGACCGGCUGGGUUUCAGAUACUGGCAGAACCCUGGCGCUGCGAACGUCUACCUUGCUGAGGGAAACACUGGACGUUUUAUCGCCCUACUCUCGACUUGGGUGCUAAGUGCAUUUCCCUUCGCAUUCGCCCCGGAACUGUUGGUCGCGACUGGCGGCGAGAUUGAGGAUCCUCGCCGUAACCUGCCUAUCGCUGCCAGAAGAUACUUUUACCGUUUGAUCUUCUUCUACAUCUUUUCGGUGCUCGCCAUUGGUGUCAUCUGUCCUUCGAACGACUCUGCCUUGACUAAUGGAGGUGCUGGUGCUGGCUCAUCAGCGUUCGUGGUUGGAAUCAAGAACGCCGGUAUCCCUAUCCUUGACUCGAUUAUCAAUGGUGGUAUCGUUCUCUCAGCAUGGAGCUCCGGAAACUCUUUCCUCUACCUCUCUGGACGUAGUCUGUACUCCUUGGCUCUCGCCGGCAACGCCCCAGCUUGGUUCAAGAAAUGCAGCAAGAACGGUGUGCCUUAUCGCGCAAUGGGAGUGUCAUCACUCUUCGCCCUUCUGGCUUAUCUCAACGUUGCAAACUCUGCAAGUGUCGUCUUCAACUGGUUUGUCAACCUCACCAACACCUCGGCUUUCAUCUCAUGGAUCUGCUGCUGCGUCACCUAUCUUCGCUUCCGCAAGGCGAUUGUCGCUCAAGGCAUCCCCGACAGCGAGCUUCCAUAUAGAAACACCAUCAUGCAGCCCUGGGGCGCUUGGUUCGCCAUGGUCUUCUUCAGUGUUCUGACCUUGAUCAACGGCUUCACUGUAUUUUGGCCUCAGAAUUGGUCAAUCGCCAGCUUCUUCACGGCUUAUGUUGGCAUUCCCAUUCCCAUCAUCAUCUACGUGGUUCACAAGGUCUUCUGGGCUAGGAGCGAACUUUGGGCCCGUCCGCCUCAUACUGUCGAUCUUGUGACUGGUCUUGAUGAAGUUAUGACUACUCACAAGCCAAAAAAGCCAUACACUAAGUGGUACCACUACGUCAAGGUUCUAUGGGAGUAG